GUGCCGGUACCUGGCGGUCCAGCUGUCCCCAGCCAUCCCCGUGUUCGCAGCGGUUCUCUUCCUGUUCGCCAUGGCUACACUCCUGCGGGCCAGCUUCAGCGAUCCCGGGGUGAUCCCCAGAGCCCUGCCGGACGAGGCUGCCUUCAUCGAGAUGGCCACCAACGGGACCGUGCCGCAGGGUCAGCGCCCGCCCCCGCGGAUUAAAAACUUCCAGAUCAACAACCAGAUAGUGAAGCUGAAGUACUGCUACACGUGUAAGAUCUUCCGUCCGCCCCGUGCCUCUCACUGCAGCAUCUGCGACAACUGCGUGGAGCGCUUCGACCAUCACUGUCCCUGGGUGGGCAACUGCGUGGGGAAGAGGAACUACCGCUAUUUCUACCUCUUCAUCCUCUCGCUCUCACUCCUCACCAUCUACAUCUUCACCUUCAACAUAGUCUACGUAGCACUGAAAUCUCUGAAGAUUGGGUUUCUGAACACGUUGAAGGAAACCCCGGGGACUGUACUGGAGGUGCUCAUCUGUUUCUUCACCCUGUGGUCGGUGGUGGGGUUAACUGGGUUCCACACCUUCCUGGUGGCACUGAAUCAGACAACCAACGAAGACAUUAAGGGAAGCUGGCUCCGGCGGGUGCGCGGGUCUCUGAUGGUGCGGUUCUGUCCUCGCAGCGUCUUGGACAGACGGGGCAUCUUGCAGCAAGAGGAGAGCACAGCUCAGGAGGAGUCGAGCCCGCGGGGGCCCGGCGCUCAGGAGCCCCCCGCUGCUCCGGGCCCUGGGGAGCAGGCGGAGGAGAGCAGCGCUGCGCAGAAGGACGGCAGCCUUCCUCACCCCAGCGCCGUCCCUGCGCCGUCGCUGAGCAGCGCUGAGAUGCCGGAGGAGAAGCAGCUAACAUCUGGGGAGCUCCCGGUCCCGUCCCAGGACGCUGGGCAGGCAGAGCACUAGCCUCUGCUUGGAAGGGAGAACUUUCUUGUUU
Molecule: messenger RNA, 968 nt
Organism: Opisthocomus hoazin
Lineage: Eukaryota; Metazoa; Chordata; Aves; Opisthocomiformes; Opisthocomidae
Source: RefSeq, a predicted model, not a curated record